AUGAUCAGCAGUUCGGUUUCCGGCUGCACAGUCAGCAGGCAGGCAUUUAUGGCACGGAAACAAUUUCUGAGUUCUGGCAAUUACGCGAGGAGCAAGACAGCGACUGCGACCGAGGCGAAGACAGCGAGACAAGUCAAGAAGAGAGGAGACGAGGAAAGGGCGGCGCCCGAUCAUGUCGGACGGCGGCGAGGAAUAGCGAAUGGCGAGGACGUGGUGUCGAUGACAACGGCAAAGCGUGCGAGUGUGGCGGCGUGUCAUGCUGGUCAUCAUCGCGCACGUCGUCUCAUUCUCAUCGUCGCCGCUAAGCUACGAGCUAUGGAACUGAUGAUCGCCCUUUUCGUCGGUCCUUGUUCGGCGGUCGUUCUUCGCCUCGUCCUUCUCCUAGCCGCAGCCGCUCGCGGCAUUUCCGUCUUCCGCAACGACAUCGCUGCCGCGCUGUCCCAAGGCGGUUGUGCCGACUAUGAGGACGCCAUCGUCCUUUCCUCUGACAUCAUCGUCUGUCGCGGCAGAUGGACCGGCCAUGUUCGCAACGGAAGCAAGCUGUGCUCCGGAAGCUUCACGAUAUGCAGUUGGAAGCACAAAUGGAUUUUAUCGAAAAUUCCAUGGUCAAAGGUGGUCGAAACGCCGGGCUGCUACGCGUACGAUGCAGCUCAGGACGGAAACCGAUGUGGACCUUGCAGAGCCAACAUCAACAGCGUAAGUAGUGCCAUGACCUGGUGA
Soboliphyme baturini is the source of this 720-nucleotide messenger RNA. NCBI's taxonomy places the organism in Eukaryota, Metazoa, Nematoda, Enoplea, Dioctophymatida, Soboliphymatidae. The record is from the annotation of a GenBank genome assembly.